Messenger RNA from Trichoderma breve, 249 nucleotides. RefSeq lists its product as uncharacterized. Bases 1 to 249 code for a protein of 82 amino acids. The transcript has 4 exons. Lineage: Eukaryota; Fungi; Ascomycota; Sordariomycetes; Hypocreales; Hypocreaceae. The record is from RefSeq and is a predicted model, not a curated record.
AUGCUGCAAGCUCGGAAAAUCGACAAUUUGCCAGAGCCGUCUGUCAAACCCAAGAUUAAAGUCAUUGUCCUUGGAUGCAGCAAAACCGGGACGCUAUCCUAUGCCUAUGCUCUAGAGAAGCUGCUCGACGGACCGGUACAUCAUACAGCCAGCCAGCUUUUUAAUCGAGAAGACUCGUACUGUAAAAAAUGGAAUCAGAUAUAUCGAUAUAAGCAAUCUAGUGGAACAUUCCUACCUACAGGUUGUUAG